Molecule: messenger RNA, 963 nt
Organism: Branchiostoma floridae (Florida lancelet)
Lineage: Eukaryota; Metazoa; Chordata; Leptocardii; Amphioxiformes; Branchiostomatidae
Product: lachesin-like
Exons: 5
Coding region: 1-963 (320 amino acids)
Biological process (GO): cell-cell adhesion
Cellular component (GO): cell-cell junction
Molecular function (GO): cell adhesion molecule binding
Source: RefSeq, a predicted model, not a curated record
AUGAAGAAAGGAGAGUUCCAUCUGCAGAUUCGGGAUGUCCGCUUGGAAGAUGGAGGUGAUUACAAGUGCAAGGUCUUCGGUCUUCCUCCCAAAGAAGCAACACUGACUGUAAUUGAUCCCCCGAGUAUAUCUGUUCCAACCAAAUCAAUCCGAGCCAAAGAGGGAGAACCAGCAAUGUUAACUUGUCUGGUCGACAGCCAUCCUUUUGCGAGCAUCACGUGGACUAAACAUGGCCGUCCAAUUGCUGAUGGUGGUUUCGGGAAGGGCACGUUCCGAAUCCCCAGCACAUCUCGCCAAGACGCAGGGAUUUACCAGUGUACGGCAGACAAUGGCGUACUCCCCAUAGCUGUGGGGACUGUAACAUUGGACGUUCUGUACCCGCCUUUGAUUGACCCUUCCAUGGAAUCACAGAUUACCGUUCAGCAAGGCGAUGAUGACUUCUCAUUGGAAUGUCUGGCGGAUGGAAAUCCUUCCCCGCGAGUGAAGUGGUGGCGGAAGGAUACAAACUUGUACUGGGAAAACCCUCUCCAGUUCCACCGUGUGCACUACGACAUCGAGGGAACGUAUCAAUGCGUCGCUAUCAGUAAUGGAUUCUCGCAGAGCACCAAGGAUAUACGCAUCGAUGUCAUCGGAAAGCCGUAUCUUGAUGGACAGGGGAACUCGGUGAUGAUAUCUGUAGCUGUUGGGGGAACAGCACAACUUGACUGUGCUGUAUUUGCCGAUCCUUUACCAUCUGAUUUGGAAUGGUUAUGGAGAAACAAGUAUGGUAUAGAGACUGAGUUAGACAGUGCCAUUGCACACAUCGUGACGACCAGAGGAAACCAGAAGAUGACGUCGACACUGACCAUACCGGAUGUUGCCGUGAAGGAUGGUGGAGACUACGUCUGCAAGACAACCAACAUGUUUGGAUCUGUCAUGAGAAAUAUUCACCUGGAGAUCGAAGGUAUGCUUGAAUGUUUAUAG